UCUGUCACUUUUUUUAUUGUUAUCAAUUUUUUAACAAAGUUUUACUAGCAUUUUUUAAGUACAUUCCUUUUCUUAUUAAUAAACUAUUAAAUAUUACAAAAAUUAUAAACAACAUGACAAAUUUACAACGUUGGUUGAUGUACUUAUUGUUAUUUUUGGUGCCAUAUUUUGGUAUUUUAUUUGCCACCAUUAAAACACCGGGCAUGGAAAAAUUACUAUUUCCUUUGCAAUUGUUGCCUUAUAUUUUGGUCAUAAUGUUUGGAUUAUAUGCCGCUGGUACUGUAUUAUAUCGUACGUUUACCUUCAAUGAUUGUCCCGAAGCUGCCAAAGAAUUGCAAGAACAGAUACAAGAAGCUCGCAAGGAUUUAAUAGCAAAAGGUUUUAAAUUUCGUGAUUAGUUUGUAAAAUAAGAAAAAUUUUUAUUGUAUUUAUAUUUAUAAUUUAAUUGUAAAUAGAAUAAAGUUUAUUUUUUUUUAACAAAAA
This is a messenger RNA of Lucilia cuprina (Australian sheep blowfly), 483 nucleotides long. It is a transcript of the gene Dpm3, whose product is annotated as dolichol-phosphate mannosyltransferase subunit 3. Bases 114 to 398 code for a protein of 94 amino acids. NCBI's taxonomy places the organism in Eukaryota, Metazoa, Arthropoda, Insecta, Diptera, Calliphoridae. The record is from RefSeq and is a predicted model, not a curated record. The transcript is spliced from 2 exons. Gene Ontology annotation, cellular component: dolichol-phosphate-mannose synthase complex; endoplasmic reticulum membrane. Gene Ontology annotation, biological process: GPI anchor biosynthetic process.